AUGGUCGCUUUUGGGUUACGGCGGUUAAAUGCUACCUCGAGGCGACAAAUCUACCUGAUGGCCCGGCGGCUGUCCCGUCGCCAGGUACUUGGCCAUUUGCUUCGGGUCAUCGUUUCUCUCCUCUUCCUACUACCGAAUAACCUCAUCCUUUCUGUGGCACUGAGUGUUAGGUGUCUUUCCUGGUUCUUUCCAUGCUCAGCACUACGCCGAAGGCAGGGCAUACUGCAAGACGUGCGAUUCCGCCCAAAGACCGUCCUCAUCACUGGAUUGGAUACCCCCCAUGGCCUGCAUAUCGCACGGUGCUGGUAUAGUGAAGGCCAUCGGGUAGUGGGAGCAGAUGUCGCGGAGGCAAGAUUUGCGUCCGGAGGGAGCUUAUCCAAGGCGCUGGUGGCCCACUACCGCCUUUCCAAGUCGCAGUAUGUCUCUAGGUUGCUAGAUAUUGUGCUGAGAGAAAAAGUGGAUAUAUGGAUCCCAUGCGCGCAAGAUGCCUCUGCCGUUGAAGACGGCAUGGCGAAGCAAGCAAUUGAGAGCAGAACGAGCUGCAGAUGCGUAACUCUCGAUCCCGAGUUGGCGUCUCAAUGGAGCCGGUCCGAGUCGUUCGUCCAGUAUCUCAUCGAUCAUGGCCACCCAAUAGUCGAAACCCAUGAGGUCCAUUCCCGAGACUCUAUACACAAGAUCCUGCAUCGGUCGCCUACCAAAGUGUAUCAUCUACGCAAAACAACGCCUGUGGCCAACACGGAAACUAUUAUUGUCCUACCGAAAAAGACCCUGAGCUCAACAUAUUCGGAAGUCAGCAGAAUUCAGGUCACUAAGGACAGUCCCUGGAUUAUGCAACAACAUGUGCGGCUAGGAGAGUUUAUUGCAGACGUGUUGACAAUACGCGGCCAUGUCGCUGUUCUCGUGCUCCGCUCAGCCAGUCGAGGUUCGGAAUGGGGUAGUUCACGCCUGAAUGAAGGGAUUGCGGCGGCAGCGCAUCAGGUUGUGGACAAGUUCGCAUCUGAGGGUGGUUCUCGAGUGACCGGACAUUUCCAAAUGAGGUUGGUAGUAGAUGAACAGUUGCAUCUUAACUCAGUGCGCUACGAGGUGUACAUUGCAGGCUGUACGCAAGGCGCAGCUACUAUCGCAGAUCUCCUGCAACAAACGCCAGCACACACCUUGGUCGAUCGAUACUUGGCAGUAUUAGAAGAUGCCUUAAAGACUUCAGAAAAUGGCUUCACCCACCCUGAAGUCGGUCCAAAGAUGCUGUCGCGACCGUCGACUGUAUAUCAGGCGAUUACAAACCAUGACGCUCGCAAGGCACUUACCGCAUUAAAUCAAAUUGCUAAGCAAAUCAAUUGGACUUUGGAUAGAGCAGGAAAGUUCAUGCUGUUCUGGGCAAACUGGCGAUUCUCGAUCAUCGAUCCUCUGCCUUGGUGGUGGCAUAUCCAUGUUUACCGGCCAUUGACGGAGCUCGAGUUGAUGUUAGGGUUUUCCAAGCGAGCUUAG
Molecule: messenger RNA, 1485 nt
Organism: Aspergillus nidulans FGSC A4
Lineage: Eukaryota; Fungi; Ascomycota; Eurotiomycetes; Eurotiales; Aspergillaceae
Exons: 1
Coding region: 1-1485 (494 amino acids)
Source: RefSeq, a predicted model, not a curated record